AUGUUUAGUGACAAGGACGAUUACUCUGAGAAAUGCCGUAUGCGGCGAUGCCACCGUAGAAUCCAAAUGAGAAGGCACCACCACCCGAAACUAUUACUAUCAUAUUUGGGGCAAGGAAUUGGUGAAGUUGGGAAGAAGAUGGAAUCCUCGUCUUCUCGUGAAGCGGUUGGAGCAAUUUCUAUACCUGGAAGGCAGCGUGUAAUGGAAGAUACAAUUUCAAUUCGACCUAAUCUUUGCUUACCGGAGAUCAAUCAACGCCAACCCAUUGAUUUCUUUGCUGUUUACGAUGGACAUGGUGGACGUCAUGUAAAUCCUACGGUAGCUUCAAUGUGUAAAGAGAGAAUGCAUGAGGUACUAGAAGAAGAGCUGAUGCGCAUGAGAAACAACGUAGACAUGGGCGGUAGCGGUACCAGUAGUCCCCGUGGAAGACGACAACCAUUGGAAGGGCAGAGGAUGGAGGAAGCAUGGAGAAGAGUAUUCAAAAGUUGCUUCUUGAAGAUAGAUGAGAUGGCAUCAUGCAUAUGUAGUGAAUGUGGUGGUGUAGGCUACGAAUGUGGCUGCCCACCGAGCGUAUUGAAACUGACGGGCUCCACUGCAGUGGUGGUAGUUUUGACGGACGAGACUAUCAUUGUAGCAAACUGUGGUGACUCACGCGCUGUUCUUAGCCGCAGUGGAAGUGCGAUCCCUCUUUCUUAUGAUCACAAGCCAGACAAACGAGAAGAACGUGCCAGAAUAGAGGCAUGUGGAGGUCGAGUUGUUUUUACGGAUGGAGCACGAGUUGAAGGAGUACUUUCCAUGUCUAGGGCAAUAGGAGACAACAAUUUAAAGCCAUAUAUGACAUCGGAGCCGGAGAUGACCUUCACAAAAAGGGAAGCAGAGGAUGAGUGCUUGAUUCUUGCAAGUGAUGGCUUGUGGGAUGUUAUAUCAAGUGAUAUAGCGUGUGCAGUGGGUAGGGAGUGUCUUCGAAAUAGAGAUCCAGCUGGGGACCUUAGUUCCAGGCCUUCUUCUGUAGAAGGUGAUAGCAGAGGAGCAAUGUUUUCUUCACGAAGGGCAUGCUCAGCAGCAGCACUGCUCACCCGGCUUGCUCUGGGCCGGAAUAGCUGUGAUAAUAUUAGUGUAAUUGUGGUGGACUUAAAAAGAAACCACACUGCUGUGUAGUUUCUAGAGCUAGAAUGUAACAUACGAGGCACUUUUCGAGUUUUUUCACCUAAUCAGGUAGCUUCCAAUUUGGGUUUUCCUCUUUUACUGUCAUUAGCAAGUGAUCUUUUACAUAAUGAAUGAAGUUGACAAUUCAGA
Solanum stenotomum is the source of this 1296-nucleotide messenger RNA. Its product is annotated as probable protein phosphatase 2C 75. The record is from RefSeq and is a predicted model, not a curated record. Gene Ontology annotation, molecular function: protein serine/threonine phosphatase activity; cation binding. Gene Ontology annotation, cellular component: nucleus; cytosol. NCBI's taxonomy places the organism in Eukaryota, Viridiplantae, Streptophyta, Magnoliopsida, Solanales, Solanaceae. The transcript is spliced from 4 exons. The coding region runs from base 1 to 1158 and encodes 385 amino acids. Gene Ontology annotation, biological process: protein dephosphorylation.